UCGGAAGUUCGACGGUCGGACGGUCGGCGGUCUGCUGUGACUGUCCACUGACCAGUUGCACCGCGCACGGCGGCCGUGUGAGACGUGUGGUGUGAUGUGUUAAGUUACCGCCAUAUCUAUAUCGUGUUUCUAGCGGCUGCGAUCAAAACUCAGAACGGGUUUGAACGUAGAGUAAAAUGAGCGUCUCGCAUUACGACACGCGUUGCGACUUACCGCACUAUUUUUGCCGAUAAAAUUUUUGCAAAUUUGAUAUAUAGAGCGCGAUAUCGCGAUAGUAUUUAUUAUUCGAUAUCGCAUGACGCCUUCACGACUCCGUCGACAUGUGAUCGGGCGGCAAAAUCCCGUCAAAGCAGCUCGCUGAUGUCUACCCCCGACGAAAAAGGGAUAAAAAGACUAUUCCUGGAAUGCACACAUGUGGUCGGCUGGUGAGACUGGGUGCUUUAAUUGAAGCAGUGCUGCUACGAUGCCGCGAAGGAGCAAGUGGAUGCAUCUGCUGGCCGGCAUCGUCGCCGGAGUCACGUUGGGUGUUUUUUUGAUACUGUGCUUGAGGACUUCUUCGCGGUCUGUGGAAACUUGUCCGGUGGCGGCUAAGACGUAUGUGGCUCCGGACCCCCUGGUGUUAAUAGAUUUAAAACCGGACGAAAAUAUACAAAAUUCUAACAGAACUUUAGUGUUUGUCGGUGUGAUGACCGCGGAACAGUAUCUGACUACUAGGGCCAGAGCGGUUUAUGAAACCUGGGCUCAAGACCUACCAGGCAGAUUAGCGUUCUUUAGCUCGGAAGUAUCGCGGGCCCCGGGUCUGCCUCUGGUGUCGUUGCGGAACGUCGACGACAGUUAUCCUCCGCAGAAGAAGUCAUUCAUGAUGCUGUUGUAUAUGUACGAGAAUUACGGUGACAAGUUCGAGUGGUUCAUGCGUGCGGACGACGACGUUUACGUGAGAGGUGACAAGUUGGGGCGGUUCUUGAGAUCCGUGGACAGUAGGAAGCCGCAGUUUAUAGGGCAAGCUGGGAGAGGGACCAACUCAGAGAGGGACGCUUUGGCCUUAGAUUACAACGAGAACUUCUGUAUGGGAGGGCCUGGAGUGCUGAUGUCGCGGGAGACUCUCCGGCGAGUGGCUCCUCACGUGAAGUACUGUCUGAAGCAUCUUUACACGACACACGAGGACGUCGAGAUCGGCCGCUGUGUCGCCAAAUUCGCUGGAGUAUCCUGCACCUGGAGCUACGAUAUGCAGACCAUACUUCACCAUAACAGCAGCGGCGCGGCGGCUUACACCGGCCGUCUGAAGAAACGAGAGAUCCACCGAGCGAUCACGCUACAUCCGGUAAAAGAUCAUCGUCAGAUGUACCGACUACACACAUACUUUAAGAAUCUUCACAUCCAAAGCCUCCGAGAGCAGUCGUUGGACCUCCACAGAGACAUCGCCUCUUCAGUUCGCGAGCUGGGCGUAAAGAUGGAUCAAGUGUCGGAUUACGAGCUCGAGCCCGGGGUGCCGCUGUUCCCCGCCAAGACGGGGGAGCCGGGGUACUUAGGAAACAAUCGGAUAUUAGGAGCGCCCGUGGACUUCAACAGGUUCAAGGCGGACAACCCGGAAGAUAUAGUGCCUUUCGAUUUCAUCAGCAAGUCCAUCUACUCCAUCAGUCACUCCAACCCCAAGAGGAGAAUAGAAACUCCUCUCAAGGAGGCUAUAGACGAUAUUAUUAGAGAGGUGAUGGAGAUCAUCAACGGCCCGUCUCGUCAGCGCGGGCGCGUCAUCGACUUCAACGAGCUUCUGUACGGGUACGUCCGCCUGCAGCCGCUCCACGGCGUGGACACGGUGCUGGAUCUGCUGCUGCACUACAGGAGGUACCGCGGCAGGAAGAUGACCGCCGCCGUCCGCAGGCACGCCUACCUACAGCAGACCUUCGCCGCUACGGAAAUCCGCGAGUUACCGAUGGGCGAACCACCGCCGGCCGAGGACCCGCGGGUACUGGAGAGACUUGACCUGGACGGGAGGAACUCUCGGCACGAGUACGAGGACCUGGAAGAUACGGAGAGAGACAGCCCCAGCAGUCUGCUGGACAGGAUAAAGGUCAGGGAAGCCUUCCAAAACGGUCUGUCGCAUCUGAGGAACGGCCUCCCGAAAAUAUUGAAGUGGACCGACGACUUCGAGUACCCGAUUUACGACCGACGGAUACACUUCAUCCUGCCGCUGAUGGGGCGAGCCGAGAUAUUCCACAGGUUCAUGAGGAACUACGAGGACAUAGUGCUGAGGAGCGACGAGACUGUCAGUCUCAUAGUGGUCUUGUACAUGGACAGCAAGAAGCCACUGGACUACGAGAACUCGGAGGCGUUGAUCACGACUUACAAAGAUAGGUACGGCAAGGACAUCCGCUUAGUGUCCAUGGGUUCCAGAACUUUCUCCCGGGGAGCCGCGCUGAGCGCCGGGCUCGAGCUGAUAGACGACGACCAGCUCGCCUUCUUCGUCGACGUGGACAUGAUGUUCAACCACGUGUCGCUCAGGAGGAUCAGAAUAAACACCAUCAAGUACCACCAGGUCUACUUCCCCAUCGUGUUCAGCGAGUACAACCCCGAGGUGGUCUACGGCGACGACUACAACAAGUUCAAAGGCGAGACGCUGGUCAUGAAGAGCGACCUCGGCAAAUACGUCGCCAAAGACGACCAGUUGACGGCGGCCCAGCUGGCGGACCUCAAGUACAGCAAACAGAUCACCGACGACUUCGGAUACUUCAGGCAGUACGGCUUCGGGAUACUCGGGAUAUACAAGUGUGACUUCAUGAGAGUGGGGGGCUUCGACCUCAACAUCAAGGGCUGGGGCUUGGAGGACGUCCAGCUUUUCGAGACCUUGAUCAAAUCCAACCUCACGGUGUUCCGGAUCGCCGACGACACCCUCGUGCACAUCUUCCAUUCGGUGGACUGCGAUAAGAAUUUAGAGAAGAGCCAGUUCCUCAUGUGUCUGGGGACCAAGGCCUCCACGUACGGGAGUGACAAGCAUAUGUACUACUACAUGUUGAACCAUCCGGAACUACUGUGGCCUCGAGACGAGAAGGGAGCGAGCUAGCACCGCCCGGCCCGUGGUCACUGCACAUGUGGACUUGUCAACCAGCCAGGGCGGGCGGGUGUCGGCAGCUCUGCCACGACUUAACUAACUGUUACGAUAGCGCUAGUGUAAGUGAUAUUUUGUUACAUUCUUUGUACAGUAAUGUUAGAGGGAGCUAUUUAUUAUACAAGGACCAUGUUAGUAGUAGUUUUUAUAAUACGGAAGUCAAUAUUUUUGGACGCAUUUAUAUAUUGUAUACAAGGUUCCUAUUGUUCUUUUGUUAGCAAAUGUAAUACUCGACCCAUGGUGGUGACGUCAGCGUAAGAUACGUUUUAUAUUUUAUAAAGCAUUUAACAUAAACACACACAGACAUAGUUUCCAACACGUGUGUACAUUUUUAUAAGGACGUGAUACAUCUGUUAAAAAAAAAAUUGCUGUGCUGUAUUCAAAAUUCAGGCAACAAUUUGUCAUCAGUGAGCGCCGUCCUCGGCGGCUCCGCACAUGGAGGUCAUAAUAAGUAUUAUAUAUAAUGUAAAUACGUCAGUGCUCACUCAGUGCCCAUACUCUAGUGUAAGUAGACAAAUGGAAGCAAUUUUUGAUAUUAUUGUUUCGUUUUAAAUGAAAAUGUUAGUAUUGUGAUGUCGACGAGUGAUUUACGAUAUUAAAAACGUUUUUAUAUAA
Molecule: messenger RNA, 3718 nt
Organism: Danaus plexippus (monarch butterfly)
Lineage: Eukaryota; Metazoa; Arthropoda; Insecta; Lepidoptera; Nymphalidae
Gene: Chsy
Product: chondroitin sulfate synthase 1
Exons: 6
Coding region: 464-3058 (864 amino acids)
Cellular component (GO): Golgi cisterna membrane
Molecular function (GO): glucuronosyl-N-acetylgalactosaminyl-proteoglycan 4-beta-N-acetylgalactosaminyltransferase activity
Source: RefSeq, a predicted model, not a curated record